This is a messenger RNA of Conger conger (European conger), 3863 nucleotides long. Its product is annotated as interferon-induced very large GTPase 1-like. The transcript is spliced from 2 exons. The record is from RefSeq and is a predicted model, not a curated record. Gene Ontology annotation, molecular function: GTP binding. NCBI's taxonomy places the organism in Eukaryota, Metazoa, Chordata, Actinopteri, Anguilliformes, Congridae. Bases 1 to 3801 code for a protein of 1266 amino acids.
AUGAUGACACAAGAGAAUGUUCUUCUUGUUGACAUUGUAUCUCUUAGUGUAAGUCAACCCAGUAUGGAGAAAGAGCUGAGCUCCCACUAUCUCUACAAACUCAUGAUGUUGGACUACAGAGCCAGGUACAUGUUUAUAAAACAAGACAAACACAGCCUGGAUUCAGAGCAAGAUGGAGCAACGUUUGACAAUGAUGACUUUUUUGAUUUUGAAGACAAAACACAGCUGAAUGUGAACAGCAAACAGGCACACAUUCAUCCAAUGGAUGUUCACAUGGCAGUUUUCCAUUGUGCCGAUGACUUUUUGCGACAGUACAUUUUCAGAAAACUCUCCACUUGCCAAUUUGCCAUUCCCUUCUUAGUACCCGAUCCAUGUACAGAGGAGGUUGAAUUCCCCUUCUGGGUCCUGAGGCACAUCAGUAAAUCAUGGCAAAGCAAAACAAAUUCUACAGCUGACAAACCUGGAAAGUACAAGAGCAGAAAAAUAUCCAGUACACCAGUGCCAGUCGUUUCCUUUGUAAGACUAGGCAUGUCCAAUUCCAACUCCAAGUCCGACAUAUUGAAUGGUGUCAUUAGCAAACAGAGGCACAGUGUUUUUUUCAACCGCCAUUGCAAGGGUAGCACUCCAGACAGCUUGCUCAUGAAGGGAGUUGUGGAGAUUGCAUGGUACUGUCCUGGGGGUAAGGAAGAUGACAUAUUUGAUGACUGUGUGGCCUUUCUGAACCUUUGUGGUAAUGCAGCAGAGCAUCCAAAACAACUUGAGUUUAUUCAGGCAGUAAGUACUGUCAAUGUGCUUCUACUUUCAGAGCAUCUGCUGAGUGAAGCCGAAAAAAGGAUUUCCCAGAAAUUCUCCACAUCUACUGUCCCCUUGAUAUGCUUGUUCUCAGGGAAGGAGCACAUUCAGCAGUCAAAAAAUCCAACAAAACUCAGACUAGCUGCAAAGAACAGGAAUCACGCUGAGCUUACGGAAGAACUGAUUUCAAAUAUCAAACAGUGUAUUGGUGAAAAUAAACAGACAAAAAGCAUUGACAUGUGCUACCAAGUUGCGGUUCAGCAACAGUUCAAAGUGAAUGACAUUCAGAAAGCAUAUCAAGAAGGUUAUGAACUGGCUCAGACCUUAAUUAGUCUUUUGGCAAAGGAAAACCCAUCCACUCUGAAGGAGAAACUUUUGCCACUGCAAGGUGAAUUGUGGCAUGAAUGGUGUAAGAAAAACAAAGAGCAGUUUCGCCUACAAUUCAAAGAAAGGGAAAGCAUUGAACAGCAACUAAGUGAAAUCACAGCUACGAAGGACAUAAUCAGACAUAGGCAAAAAUGUAAGGCCACUCCUCUUAAUGAAUUUGUAAGAACAUUCCUGGAGUGCUUAACUGCACCCAGUAAUUCCAAAGACACAAAACUGUCCAUGGUGCAGUGGCUCGCUGUUUUCCUGGAGGAUCUUACCACUGAUGUAUUUGCCGAGCUUGAAGAGGACUAUCACUCAACCUGGAGAAAAAUGAGAGAAAUACCAGUGAGUACAGUAAAAGCAUCACAUGUCAGUGAAAUGCAAUCAAAACUCAACAGCAUAUCAGACAAAAUGGCCACUACAACAAUUGGCCUUCAGCAUCUUAUGAGAGAGGUCGGUCAACUAUAUGAGACCAUUCAAACAACGACAAAAGCAGGAAUUCGAACCAGUGAAUCUGCCAGAACUAAGCUGCCUAAAAUAGGGGCAGAUAUGCUGAUUUAUGGUUGUCCACUUGAAUUAAUGGAUGGAGAUGCUGCCCAUGUGCCUUUAACAUGGAUUGAAGCUGUUAUUGGUGAACUUGUUAAAGCUCUUGGAGACAAAAAGUUAUUUGUUCUGUCCAUCCUAGGGCUUCAAAGCUCUGGGAAAUCCACACUACUGAACACAAUGUUUGGUGUUCAAUUUUCAGUGAGUGUAGGAAGGUGCACUCGUGGAGCCUUCAUGCAGCUGAUACCGGUGGACUCCAGCAUCAGAAAUAAACUUGGAUAUGACUUUAUCCUCAUUGUGGACACAGAGGGACUCCGAUCACCUGAGCUCAGUGCAAAGCGAUCAGUAAGCCAUGACAAUGAGCUUGCCACAUUCAUCAUUGGAAUUGGUGACUUAACUGUCAUUAAUAUUAUGGGGGAAAACCCAGCCGAGAUGCAUGACAUCCUUCAGAUUUGUGUGCAGGCUUUUUUGCGGAUGAAACUUGUUAAAAUUGCACCAAGUUGCGUUUUUGUACAUCAGAAUGUUUCUGAUGCAUCUGCUGGAGAAAAGGCAAUGGAAGGGAGAAGACGUCUUCAGCAGAAACUGGAUGAUAUGGCUACCAUAGCAGCAAGGGACAAAAAUAUUGAAGGAAUUAAUGGGUUCAGUGAUGUAAUACAGUUUGACAUUGAAACCCAAGUGUUCUAUUUCAAGAACCUUCUGGAGGGAGAUCCUCCCAUGGCCCCACCAAACCCAUCCUACAGUCAGAAUGUGCAAGAGCUAAAGACCAAACUGCUAACAAUUGCAGAGUGGAAUACAGAGUGCAAAUUUUCGUCAUUUUCAGAAUUCAAAUUACGGGUUCAUGAUCUGUGGACAGCACUUUUACAGGAGAACUUUGUUUUCAGUUUCAGAAACAUGGUGUACAGUUAUCUGGAAGAAAAAUAUGCAGCAUGGUCAUGGAAACUGAGAGAACAUGCUUUGGAGAUUCAAACCAAGUUGUGCAACCAAAUCGGGAGUGAUUUGAUUAAGGAGGUAAAUGUAGUAGAUCUGACAGCAAAUUUUGACAAAGUCUACAAUCCACUGCAAUGUGAGAUAGAGAAGUAUUUCAAAGAAGACAGAAAUGAAGAGAUUCUAGUAAUGUGGAGGGUGAACAUUGACAAACGUUUCAUGAACCUAAAGAAUGAACUCAUUGAUGAGACAAGAAAGAAAUGUAAAGAACAAUUUACUUCCAAGAAAAACAGAUCAGCGCUAGACCAGAAGAAAACUGAAUAUACAGCUGAGUUAACCAAGCAGAGCAAAAAUCUAGCAUCCAAUCUAAAACAACAGCGCCUUGAUGAAAGGGAAAUCACAAAAGAAUUUGACAAACUGUGGGAUCACUGGACAGCUGAAGUGACCAAAUGUCAUAUCCCAACAGAGGAUGUGGAUGUCAAAGCGAUAGUGAGAACAUUGAUGACGGAUUUUGAUAAAAUAAUUCAACAAAUGAGUCACUCUGUUCAAAAAUAUGUCACCGAAAAAGAAAACAACAAGGAGGAUUUUAAUGACAGCUUCAUUUAUGGGAUAUUGGCAACGAUUGAGAAGACCAUUGCUGAAUUUGAGUCCAAAAAUAAUCUCAUACGGUUCACAUAUGAAUUCAAAGUGGACCUUUCUAUUCAUCUUUGCCUGAAAUAUGUCUCAAGGUUUCAGAGGAUGCAGAAAGACUUUAAGAGAGCAAAGCAUCCACUGACAUAUCUGGAAAGCCAAAGAGAAAACUAUUUUCAAGCAUUCAGAAAUUAUUGCAAAGGAGCUAAUUCUGUCACAAUAUUUGUUGAUUUUCUCUGUGAACACAUCAAGCCAAAAGUUCUGGCUGCAGUGAAUGAUAAAACCACUCAGCACAUUGCAGGGGAAAUGAAGCACAAGAAUCCAGCUUUCAACAGCAAUAGGUCAAAUCUUGAGAAUCAUAUACUGAAACAUUUGGCAACUGAGGAGGACUUCAGCUCAUUUCAGGAAUACAUUGACUUUCCAGAGAGUUACUUUGAAAGGUUUAUCCAAGAAAAGGUAGAUGACUUUUGCCGUGAUACCAAAAAACAGCAUCUGAUUAACCAGGAAAAGCUUGAAACUCUCAAAAAUGAGCAACUACAGAAGUAGAAGAUAAGAAAGGAGAUGCAUCCAUGUGGCUUGAUGGCUUCUGUGAAGCAGCAGGGGAGCAC